AUGCGUCCGAGUAUAGGCAAUUGUGUGUAUGGUUUGCCAUAUAGUAAUCACCAUCCAUACGGGACCUCUGAACCUUUCAUUGAAAUUAAAUGGGAACUCAAUAGUAUAUAUAAAAUGGGCAAAUCUACUUGUAUUUCUGAAUCAAUUAAUCUAAUCAUUAUCUUGAUGUAUAUUGACUUAGUAUAUCUACAACUGUAUUUUGAAGUCAAGAAAAUGGUAGGGAACGUAGAAAAAUUUGCAGAAACCAAAGAUGUGCACUUUCUGUAUCAGUGCACUAAAGAUGAACUACGUGAGGUAGCAUCCUCAUAUAAUAUUUCACUGAGAACAUUUAUUAAAAGUGACAUGCAGCGAGAAUUGAUUGAUGAUCUGAUCUCAAUGUCAGUACUUGGUGAAAUUGAUCUCCCUGAUAAACCUAGUUCUGAUGAAGUGCAGAUGAAUGAGCAAUUAGCAAUGGAAAAGUUAAGGCUAGAAUUUGAGUACAAGAAGAUGCAGCUACAGGCAGGGAAGGAGAUAAAAAUUAAAGAGUUAGAAGUUGAAGAGAAACUAGGUACAAGAAGAGAAAUUGGAGAUAAGGAUAAUAGAGCAAAGAAUCUACCUGAGUUUAUUGAAGAGGAAGCUGAGGACUUCUUUAUUCAGUUUGAAAAAGUUGCUAAAAUCAAAGGAUGGGAUGAAAGUGACUGGGCAGUAUUGAUUCAGAGUAAAUUUAAGGGCAAAGCUCGAGAAGCAUAUGUAUGUUUGAGUAUAGAGGAGUCUACAGAUUAUAGGACUGUCAAAGAAGCAGUGUUAAAGACUGUGGAAAAGGAUCCAGAAGUGUAUAGGAGAAGGUUCAGAGACAUAAAGAAAGGAAGUGGACAAACUCACUUAGAAAUAGCUAGAAUAUGUGGGAUGAAAUUUGAUAGGUGGUGUAAAUCUGAAGAAGUGAAUAAGAUGGGUGAACUGAGAGAGCUGAUACUUUUGGAACACUUCAAAAGUAUUGUGCCUCCUGACAUAAGGUAUGAAAUAGGUAAGAGUAGAGUGAGAAAUUUGAUGGACGCAGCGAGAUUGGCUGACCACAUUGAAGUAGCACAUAGAAUGUAUGGGGAAGACAGGUCCGAUAGACAAAAUAAAGUAAGGCAUAAUGCAAACCCAGCAUAUGACAGAAAUUACAGCCAUCAGUCAUAUUCCAAAUUUAAGCCAAAUAAUUCAGAUUUUGCCAAGAGAGGUCGAAGUAAUUAUAUAUUGCAAGACACUGUAGAGAAGAAACCCCAAGAACAGUCUGUAAAUAAGCAUCCCAGAUCUGAGCAAACUUACAACCAGCAUUUUAGCAGACAACAGAGACCACCAGUGAAAUGUUUUGCGUGUGGAGAAAUAGGUCAUGUCAGAAGUCAGUGCCAGAGUAUCCAGAAGUCUGUGGGAUUAACUAUGGGUAGAGGAAAAUCCCAACAUGUGUGUGACAUUAGGGAUGCCAACUAUAAUGUAAGAAAACAGAAACCUGUGGAUUUUGAACCAUUUAUAUUUGAAGGAAGGGUUAGUCUUAAAGGUAUUCCAGAGAAGAAAAUAUUAUUUUUAAGAGAUACUGGAUCAAAUCAAAGUUUAAUUUUAAAGGGAUUAUUAGAAUGGACCAGUGAAUCUUACACUGGAAGGGAUGUAUGCAUAAAAGGGUUAGGAUUAGGCAUGACUGUCCCACUGCAUAAUGUGAAUCUUGAGAGCGGGUUUGUGAAUGGCAUUGUUGAAGUAGGAGUAAAGGAUGAACUUCCAGUACCAGGAGUACAGAUGCUGUUAGGGAAUGACUUAGCUGGUGAUAAGACAAUCCCUGAACCUAUUAUGUGUGAGAACCCACUCAAGGGGGAAGCUUCUGUAGAGAAGAGAGAGACAAAUAAUGAGAUAUACCCUGCCUGUGUUGUGACCAGAGCAAUGUCAAAGAUAGGUGAAGAAAUUGAUGAAGUAGAAGUAGGGAAUUUAUUUGAGGAAGAGUUAGCAACAAAUGGUGAUGCAGUAGAAGUAAAGAAGAAUGAACAGGGUACUAUAAAAAUGAAAAUAGAUAUAUUACCUGAUUUUGUUGUUGACAAAAAGGAAUUGGUAAAAUUACAGAUGGGUGAUGAGAGUUUGACGGGAUGUUGGAGUGAAGCAAAGUGUAAUGGUGGAGAGAAUGAUGUAACUAUUGGAUUUUAUGUACAUGGUGAUGUAUUAAUGAGAAAGUGGAGACCUGUGGAUGUUCCAGUAUCAGAUCAUUGGGAAGUGAGGAAGCAGAUUGUAGUCCCAAAGGAAUAUAGGGAACAUGUUAUUGCUUUGUCCCAUGAUUCAUAUUUAUCUGGACAUUUGGGAGUCAGAAAGACCACUGACAGGUUGUUGACCCAUUAUUAUUGGCCAAAUAUGAAAAAGGAUGUAUCUGUUUACUGUAAAACAUGUGAGAUAUGCCAAAGAGUAGGUAAACCAAACCAGGUUAUAAAACCUGCACCUCUAAAGCCCAUUCCAGCAUUCUGUAAACCAUUUAGCAAGAUAGUGAUUGAUUGUGUAGGUCCUCUACCUAGGACACGGAAAGGAAAUUGCUAUUUGUUGACUAUCAUGUGUGCAUCCACUAGAUUUCCAGAAGCCAUACCAAUGCGUAGCAUACACUCUAAGAACAUUGUGAGGGAGUUAGUGAGAUAUUUUUCCUGGGUAGGUCUACCUGAAAUUGUACAAUCAGAUCAGGGAAGUAAUUUCACUUCAGGAAUGUUCAAGAAAAUUUUAAAGGGAUUACAUAUUAAACAUAAUUUGUCAAGUGCUUAUCAUCCUCAGAGCCAGGGAGUGGUGGAAAGAUUUCACCAAACUUUGAAAAAUAUUUUGAAAAUGUAUUGUGAAGAAUUAUCCAUGGACUGGGAUGAGGGUGUACCUUUAGCUUUGUUUGCCAUAAGAGAUGCUGUGCAAGAGUCCACUGGAUAUAGUCCAUUCGAGUUGGUAUAUGGACAUGAAGUGAGAGGUCCUCUGAGCAUGCUGAAGGAGAAGUGGAUUGGGAAGGACGAUGCUCCAGGAUUACUAAAGUAUGUGUCCGACUUUAAGAAUAGAUUAUUUAGAGCUAGAGAAAUUGCUGCAGAGAACUUAAAGAAAUGUCAAGAGGAUAUGAAGAAAUGGUACGAUCAGAAGUCUAAGAGCAGAGAGUUCAAGCCGGGUGACAAAGUAUUAGUAUUGCUACCCCAAACAGGAAACCCUUUGAAGGCAAGAUUCCAAGGUCCUUGGAUAGUUGAAAAGAGAGUAGGAGAAUUAAACUAUGUAGUGAGCACCCCAGGAAAACGCAAGCCGAACCAGUUGUGUCAUGUUAACAUGAUAAAACCUUAUUAUGACAGAAAUUCAACAGAAAAUAAUGUAAGCAACAAAGUGAACUGUGUAUGUACAAAUUUAAGUGAGGAACAAACGGUAUAUGAAAAUGAUGUAAAACUUGAAAGGUGUGAAAAUAAGCUCUUGAAAAAUUCAGAUGCAAUAAAUAAUUUAACACAGAAACUCAACCAUUUGGGAAAUGAGAAGAAGGGUCAAAUUAUGCAAAUUGUACAGGAUUUUAAACCUCUGUUUUCUGAUGUUCCUAGGAGAACUGAUGUGUUACAACAUGAUGUGGAGGUUACAGACACAUCACCGAUUAAACAACACCCUUAUAGAGUGAAUCCUAAAUUGAGAGAGAUAAUGAGGAAAGAAGUAGAGUAUAUGCUUGAAAAUGACUUGAUUGAAAAGAGUAAUAGUCCUUGGAGUUCACCAUGCGUACUAGUUGCUAAGUCUGAUGGGAUUUCUUAUAGAUUUUGUACAGAUUACCGGAAAGUAAAUAAUGUAACUAAAGCUGAUUCUUAUCCUAUCCCAAGAAUAGAUGACUGCAUUGAUCAGAUAGGUGAGGCUAAAUAUGUAACUAAAAUAGAUUUAUUGAAGGGAUACUGGGAAGUACCACUAACUGCGAGAGCUAAAGAGAUUUCAGCAUUUGUGACUAUGGAUGGUCUAUAUCAAUAUAAAGUGUUACCAUUCGGUAUGAAAAACAGUGGUAGUACAUUCCAGAGACUAGUUAAUCAAGUAUUGUGUAAUGUAAAAGGCUGUGCAGUGUAUAUAGAUGAUAUAAUCUUGUAUUCAAAAACUUGGGAAGAACAUGUGUAUAUAAUCAAAGAAGUAUUUGAUAAAUUGAAUCAAGCAAAUCUGACUGUAAACCUCGUGAAGAGUGAAUUUGCCCAAGCAACUGUGGAAUAUCUAGGUUAUAUUGUGGGGCAAGGAACUGUCAAGCCAAUUGAUGCUAAGGUGGAAAGUAUUGUGAAUUACCCCAUUCCGAACAAUAGGAAAGAAUUGUUAAGAUUUUUGGGUAUGAGUGGAUAUUAUCGUAGAUUUUGUAAUAACUACUCAACCAUUGCUUUUCCCUUGACCAACUUACUGUCAAAGAAAGUAAAAUUUGUGUGGAGUGCUCAGGCUGAUGAAGCCUUUAGGAAACUGAAACAGAUACUUAUAAAUGCACCUAUUCUUUCCACCCCAAAUUAUGAUGUACCUUUCAAAUUGUAUGUAGAUGCUAGUGAUUUUGGAAUUGGUGGAGUCUUAAUGCAAGAGAAAGAUGGUGUUGAUCACCCUAUUUGUUAUUUCUCAAAGAAAUUUUUAUCAUAUCAAAAGAACUAUAGUACCAUUGAAAAAGAAUCAUUGGCACUGAUUUUGAGUUUGAACCAUUUUGAUGUUUAUUUGAGAGGGUUGAAUAAAGCAAUCCAAGUUUAUACAGAUCAUAACCCACUUGUAUUUUUGCAUAAGAUGAAGAAUCCCACCGACCCUCCGGCAGGAUCCGCCAGCGAGCCCCCGCCCUCUGAGAGUGUCCCUGCGAAUCCCUUGCCUCACCUAAUUAGGGGCGCCGUCUGCCUUCCCGCUCGUCACAUUCCAUCACUUCGCUAA
Penaeus indicus is the source of this 4857-nucleotide messenger RNA. RefSeq lists its product as uncharacterized. Lineage: Eukaryota; Metazoa; Arthropoda; Malacostraca; Decapoda; Penaeidae. Gene Ontology annotation, biological process: DNA integration. Bases 1 to 4857 code for a protein of 1618 amino acids. Gene Ontology annotation, molecular function: zinc ion binding; nucleic acid binding. The transcript has 5 exons. The record is from RefSeq and is a predicted model, not a curated record.